Messenger RNA from Medicago truncatula (barrel medic), 1842 nucleotides. RefSeq names its product serine/threonine-protein kinase BSK7. The record is from RefSeq and is a predicted model, not a curated record. Gene Ontology annotation, molecular function: protein binding; protein kinase activity; ATP binding. Gene Ontology annotation, biological process: brassinosteroid mediated signaling pathway; protein phosphorylation. NCBI's taxonomy places the organism in Eukaryota, Viridiplantae, Streptophyta, Magnoliopsida, Fabales, Fabaceae. Bases 1 to 1470 code for a protein of 489 amino acids. The transcript is spliced from 10 exons.
AUGGGUUGUAAUUUCUCAAAGUACUCAACAUGCUGUUGUAGUACUGAGCAAGGUGGUGUUCAGGUUCCUGAGGCAAACAUUGAGGAAAAUGAAGACAAUAAUGUUGAGGGAAAUGGCUUGGCGUCUUUUCGUGAAUAUACAAUUGACCAGCUUAGGAAGGCUACCUCUGGAUUUGCAAUUGAAAAUAUAGUUUCUGAGCAUGGUGAAAAGGCUCCAAAUGUUGUCUAUAAAGGGAAACUUGAAAAUCAAGUGCGAAUUGCGGUCAAACGGUUCAACAAAUCAAACUGGCCAGAUGCCCAUCAAUUUCUGGAAGAGGCCAGAGCUGUUGGCCAGCUAAGGAGCCAAAGAUUGGCAAAUCUGCUUGGAUGUUGCUGUGAAGGUGAUGAAAGGUUGCUUGUAUCAGAAUAUAUGUCCAAUGAUACUUUGGCAAAGCACUUGUUCCAUUGGGAAACUCAGCCCAUGAAGUGGGCAAUGCGGCUUAGAGUUGCUUUAUACCUUGCCCAAGCUCUGGAGUACUGUACCAGCAAAGGACGUGCUCUGUACCAUGAUCUAAAUGCUUACAGAGUUCUUUUUGAUGAUGACUUCAAUCCUAAACUUUCAUGCUUCGGUUUGAUGAAAAACAGUCGAGAUGGAAAAAGUUAUAGUACGAAUUUGGCAUUUACACCACCAGAGUAUCUCAGGACAGGUAGAGUUACUCCAGAGAGUGUAACUUACAGCUUUGGGACCCUUUUGCUCGACCUUCUCAGUGGAAAACAUAUUCCUCCAAGCCAUGCCCUUGACCUGAUCAGGGACAGGAACCUUCAGAGUCUAACAGACUCAUGUUUAGAAGGACAAUUUUCAGAUGACGAGGGGACUGAAUUGGUUCGUCUAGCCUCACGAUGUUUACAAUCUGAACCGAGAGAGCGUCCUAACCCGAAGUCACUGGUCACUGCUCUAAUACCUUUGCAGAAAGAUUCUGAGGUUCCUUCUCAUGUGCUGAUGGGCAUACCUGAUGGUAGUGCUGCUUUUCCUCUUACUCCACUCGGAGAAGCUUGUCUACGCAUGGAUCUGACUUCCAUACAUGAGGUGCUGGAGAAAAUUGGGUAUAAAGAUGAUGAGGGGGCAGCUACUGAGCUUUCAUUCCAAAUGUGGACCAACCAGAUGCAGCAAACAAUAGACUCGAAGAAGAAGGGUGAUUCUGCUUUUCGGGUGAAGGACUUUAAAACUGCAAUUGAGGGCUAUACACAGUUUAUUGAAGUUGGAAGCAUGGUUUCUCCAACAAUUUAUGCGCGUCGUAGUCUGUCUUAUCUCAUCAACAAUAUGCCAAACGAAGCACUUGGUGAUGCAAUGCAGGCGCAAAUGAUAUCUCCUGUUUGGUACAUUGCAUUUUAUUUACAAGCUGUUGCUCUUUUAGCUCUUGGCAAGGAGAAUGAUGCCCAAGUGGCACUUAAAGAGGGUUCUUCACUUGAAGCUAAAAAUAGCACAAAUUAGUUGAAGUGGUUAUUGGCUUAUAGCCAAAUCUUGAAGAUAACAUUUACAUAGAAAAAAAGUUGUUGGUUUCUCAAUGUUUUGGUAAAUGUACAUGGGGGCUACAGUUUCAUCCUAUUGGAAAAUUAUUUAGGAUGGUUUUAAGGUUUAUACUUGUGCAUGCCUAGAAGCAUUCUUUUGCACAGGCUGGAAGAGAGGCGUGUUUGUAAAGAUUCACCUGUCAGUUUAUGUUGGCAUUUGUUGGCCGAAUAUCAAAUGCUGUUGUUGUGCUUGUAAUUUAAUGUACAGAAUGGCUACCAUAUUGACAUGUUUUUGUAUGAUAUAUAUAUUGAUACUGAUAUAUUCAUUUUCCUUCUAAUAAAUUAUUUUACUCCA